Molecule: messenger RNA, 688 nt
Organism: Solanum dulcamara
Lineage: Eukaryota; Viridiplantae; Streptophyta; Magnoliopsida; Solanales; Solanaceae
Product: calmodulin-5/6/7/8-like
Exons: 4
Coding region: 115-558 (147 amino acids)
Molecular function (GO): enzyme regulator activity; calcium ion binding
Source: RefSeq, a predicted model, not a curated record
UUUAAAGUAGCACUAAGUUUGGUUUCUUUGUCAUGAUUUCAAGUACAAUUCUCUUACUUCUUCUCCAAAUUAAAAUUUUAAUACACUACUAAUUUUUGCACCAAAGAUUUAGGCAUGGCUGAUGCAUUGACAGAAGACCAAAUUUCUGAGUUUCGUGAAGCCUUCUGGGUUAUCGACAAGGAUUGUGAUGGGGUGAUUAGAAUGGAGGAACUUGCGGCAGUAAUUCAAUCUUUACAUGAACAUCCAACUAGGGAAGAGAUACAAGAAAUGAUAAACGAAGUGGAUCCUGAUGGUGACGGUACUAUUGAUUUUGAAGAUUUCUUGAAUAUCAUGGCUAAAAAGCUCAAGGACAACGUAACGGAGGAGCUAAAAGAAGCAUUCAAAGUAUUUGAUCGAGAUCAAGAUGGAUUUAUUUCUGCUAAUGAGUUAAGAAAUGUGAUGAUGAAUUUGGGGGAAAGAUUGACAGAGGAAGAAGCCCAACAGAUGAUCAGAGAGGCAGAUCUUGAUGGAGAUGGUCUCGUUAGCUAUGACGAAUUUGUUAAAAUCAUGAUUAUUUAAUCUUCUUUUUUUUCUUUUUGUAAUAUACUUACAGAUAAUUAAACAGCUUAAAUUCUACUGUUAGAGUACUAAAUUUAAAUAAACCAGUAGCAAUAUUGGUCUUAUAUAUUUGGUUAGUCAACUUUAAUUU